Molecule: messenger RNA, 1998 nt
Organism: Silurus meridionalis
Lineage: Eukaryota; Metazoa; Chordata; Actinopteri; Siluriformes; Siluridae
Gene: syt8
Product: synaptotagmin VIII
Exons: 9
Coding region: 363-1730 (455 amino acids)
Biological process (GO): synaptic vesicle endocytosis; cellular response to calcium ion; regulation of dopamine secretion
Cellular component (GO): synaptic vesicle membrane; dense core granule; axon
Molecular function (GO): calcium ion binding; phosphatidylserine binding; syntaxin binding
Source: RefSeq, a predicted model, not a curated record
GGGUUACAUUACUGUUGUACUUUCGACAAGUGCUUACAUUGAAAAUCAAUUUGUAAAAACAAUUAAAAAACUCUUUUUAUGAUUAUUUUAACUAAGCAAAUGCUCCUACAAGGGUCUAACGACAGCUGAAAUCUUCUUGAGAAAAAAAAGUUUUACAUUUCAACAAUAAAAUAUUAAAAGUAAAUGCCACCAGCCUUUACAAGCUAACAAGCCAUGUUGUGUCUGUUGGGCUGAUUGGGCUUUGCCACGGAAAGCAACUUCCUUCCUCACUCCAUUAGCUGUUUUGAAGUGUAGAUUCAGCCAUACUGGGAUCAAAACCUUUGCUAGAAUUCUGCAAACAUCUUCGUUUUGACACACCAGCUAUGGCCUUAAAUUCUACAUUAAACAACUCAAGCACCAAUGCUUCAAUGGCUGUGACUCCAACCUCAGUCAACAUAACUUCAUCUUCAAUCAACAUAACUUCAUCUUCAAUCAACAUAACUUUAAAAUCAGUCUCUGUUGUUGCGAUGGCAGUCACUACACCUCCAACCUCAGUCACUAUAUUUCCAACAUCAGUCACUUCAGUCAAUCUCACUACAUUGCCUACCAACUCGACCACUGCCUACCCCGGGUUACUGCCCUCUCUGUUGGACAAGAUCCCAUUGCCAAGAUGGGCCAUUUAUGCCAUAAUUGCCCUGAUUCUCCUGGUGCUUUUAAUUUGUGUGCUGUGCUGCUGCAUAAAGUGCUGCUGCAAAGGGAAGAAGAAGAAAAAGAAGCAGAAUCAGAAGAUCAGUCUGAAGGGACUGAAUGGUAACAGUACAGCAGCGCUGGUGCAGCCUGAAACGGGGGAUGGAGACUAUGGAUCACUUAACCAGCCACGAGGAAAACUGUUAUAUUCCCUGGAGUACAAUACAGCACGCUCAGAGAUAAAUGUUGGAGUGAAAGAAGCUGCGGCGUUAAUGGCUAUGGAUUCCUCAGGAACAUCUGAUCCUUAUGUAAAAGUUUUUAUCCGUCCCAAGUCCAAAACCUUUGAGACCAAAGUGUUUAGAAAAACUCUAAACCCAGUGUUCAAUGAACACUUUAAAUAUCAGAUAUCUCAGAAGGAUCUUAGUGAGUCUACACUUGUGAUGCAAGUGUACGACUUCAACAGAUUCUCCAAGCAUGAUGUGAUUGGUGAGCUGAGGCUGGAACUCUCAACUGUAGACUGGAACCAUGUGAUUGAGGAAUGGAGAGACCUAAAUGCACCCUCAAAACAUGAGAAUGAACAUCUGGGUGAGAUUUGCUUCUCCCUGCGUUAUGUCCCCACUGCAAGUAAACUUACUGUGGUGAUUCUGGAAGCCAAGAAUUUGAAGUCAAUGGACAUUGGAGGUGCUUCUGAUCCAUAUGUCAAAAUCCAGUUGGUUCUGGACAGGAAGAAGUGGAAGAAAAAGAAAACAUCAGUGAAGAAGCAAACACUGAAUCCUUACUUCAAUGAAUCUUUCACAUUUGAUGUGCCAUUUGAGCAGAUUCAGAGAGUGCAGUUGGUGAUCUCUGUGUGGGAUCAUGAUAAAAUGAGCAGGAAUGAUGCCAUUGGAAAAAUCUUCCUUGGAUGUGAUGCCACAGGAAACCAGCUGCGGCACUGGGCAGACAUGCUCUCAAACCCACGCAGACCUGUAGCCCAGUGGCAUACACUGCUCUCAGCUGAGCAGGUGGACACAACUCUGGAUCUAAAACAUACAUUAAGGAUCCCAUUCACCAAUAAAACCUUUUAAAAUAGUCUGAGCAAAUAAUUUUGUUAUAUUUGUGUAAAUAACAAAUAGUAGAGGUUGUUUAUGUUGCUUUAUUUCAUUUUUUUAAAUACACAAGGAUUAUAGAAUUUUUAAAUUAUGUUAAUAUUUUGAUUUAUAAAUGAUAAACUGUCCAAAAAGGUGUGUGUGUGUGUGUGUGUGAGUGUGUGUGUGUGUAUGUGUGUGUGUGUGUGCGUGAGAGAGAGAGAAAUGAGUGUCCUUAAAUAAAUCAUGAUUUUCUCCGCAAUACAAA